CUCGGGAAGAAUUUAGAUAACAUACUCUCAGAGGUCAUCUUCUGGAUCCCAAUGUUAAAUUCAUCCCGUAAAUCUAUUAUUUUGCUCAUAUCUUGGCAAUCAACGGACUCAGAGAUUGCCCCACGGCACCGCUUUCACUUUUACUAUACGAGUACGACGAAAGAGCUAAAAGAUAGCCCAAGUCGCACCUGAACUUACUCCGAACUCCUGAAUCACCUUCCAUCUAUCUACUUCAUCUUCCUCAUUUAUCUUCUCUAUGAAGACGUGGAUGUCUUGAAUUCUCCCCGUCUUUUUGAAUAGGAGCGCUCUCCUCCGUGUCCCUCACUGUUCCCGCCCUCUGUUACACCCAGGCUACCAUGGCUUACAACAAGUCCUACAACCCCGAUGCGCUGCCAGCGCAUGCUGAACCGGAACAAGUCGCCCAGUUGAUCGGCUCGAUGCAAGUAUCCUCGCAACCGCAGGCUCAGCGACCUCCUCGAACAUCGUCUCAUGCUCCGCCCGGCGGUCACCCUCAGCGAGUUCCCGCCACGAACGCUCAGAUCAACAAGCCCCUACCUGCGACCGGGCCGCCACCCACAAACCAUGCGCGUCCGCAUCCCCUCCACCCCUCGCCUCCACCCCAAAACUACGGCUUCGGGCCCCCUCCCUCGCAGCCCCUCUUCCCACUCUUCCGCGCGGCCAAUGCCUCGCACUCGGGUGCUCUGACCGAGAUGGAGCUCGGAUCCGCCCUCGUAAACGGCGACUAUACCUCUUUCCAUCCCAAGACGGUCAAGAUGAUGAUCCGCAUGUUCGACCGGAACAGCAGCGGGACCAUCUCGUUCGACGAGUUCGUAGCGCUGUGGCGGUUUCUCGCUGCGUGGCGGGAGCUCUUUGACCGGUUUGACGAGGAUCGCAGUGGGCGCAUCAGUCUGCAGGAGUUUGAGAAAGCGCUGGUUGCGUUCGGGUAUAGGCUCAGCCAGCCAUUUGUCACGGUGCUCUUUACCACGUUUGAGAGCAAGAGGCAACAAAUAAACGGGGGACAUGGACCGGCCAAGGAUGGGAUGAGCUUCGAUCUCUUUGUGCAGGCGUGUAUCAGUCUGAGACGGAUGACGGACGUGUUCAAGCGGUAUGACGAGGAUCGGGACGGGUAUAUCACACUGAGCUUUGAGGAGUUUUUGACUGAGAUCUUACCGUUACAGGACUAGAGAGGCAUGGGUGGACUGUGCAUUGUGUGUACAUGAUUAUUCUGUGUUUUGAAAGUGUGUUUGACUUCUUGUGUUUUUAUGCUUCUUUUCCCCCCUACAUACAUUAUACCCCUGAAUCAAUCAUUGAAGCCAUGAUACAGCUCGUCACAACCUCAAUGGUUGUCUCACUGAUGCUGUGCUCCCGUGCCAAGGAAUGCUUGAUAUUAGACAUUGCAUAUGACGCUUGAGGAAAAUAAAAAGAAAAAGAAAAGAGCUCGGAGAAUAAAUUAUUUUAAAUUGUUCUAUCAAAU
Molecule: messenger RNA, 1474 nt
Organism: Aspergillus novofumigatus IBT 16806
Lineage: Eukaryota; Fungi; Ascomycota; Eurotiomycetes; Eurotiales; Aspergillaceae
Product: EF-hand domain-containing protein
Exons: 5
Coding region: 357-1184 (275 amino acids)
Molecular function (GO): calcium ion binding
Source: RefSeq, a predicted model, not a curated record